AACCCUAAAAAAAACAGAUAAUCGUAUCGUGACGUGAGAUAUAUACGAUUGACGAUUUUACGCCAUUACAGAAGAGGUAGUUCGUUUGCGUUACUUCACGUACAAAUCGCACUUUAAAGAAAUUUUAAAUAUUUUUCAAAUGGAGUAUGAUAAAGUAAAAUUUAUAAGACUCGUUAAAGCUAAUGAUUGUCUGUACAACAAAAGUAACAAGUACUUUAAGUAUGUGUCUAAGAAAAAAGUUAUUUGGGAAAAUAUAGGUCGUGAGCUAGGGAUUGAUGGAGAAGAGUGUGUCCGCCGUUGGACAAAUAUACGUGACCGAUUUUCAAGAGAAAGCAGGCGGAUGACUUCUCUCGUUAAUAAUGGAUUGACAACAGAACGAAUUUGGCAUUUGUAUGACGAAAUGGAAUUCCUAAGACCACAUAUUAUUCCAAGAAGUGUUGGGCAGAGCUUAUCCUUUUCGCUUAAGCCACUAGAACUACAAACAAAACAUGAAGAAGAAGAUGAUAGUUGUUUUGAACAAGAGGAACCCACAUGCGAUUACGAAUGUUCCACCGAGCCAUUCCAGUUUAAAGAUUCGACAUCAGUUCUGGAUGAUCAGGAAAUGAAGGCCGAAGAAGUAGAUGAUUAUUUCACACAUGACACCCAAUACAUAGAAUUAUCACCAAAGCUGGAGAAUAGAAUUAAUCUAAAUGAGUCGAUAGAAAUCCAAACCAUUCCCUCAACCACUGCAAAUCAAUCGGGAAUAAAUAAGAGAAAACGACCCAAGGAAUCUAGCGUCGAACAGGGUAUAAUUUCUGCAUUGCAUAAUUUCAAAGAAGCACUUAGUGAAACAGGAACGCAGCAUCAAAAUCCUGCAGUCCAAGGAUUUGGCCAAAUGAUUGUAGAAUCCAUCUGCAUGAUGAGUGAACGAAAGCAGGCAUUAGCUAUGCAAAAAGUAACCGAAUUAGUAAUGAACAUAAAAAUGCAACCGGACACUGAGUAAAGGUGAUGAAUGAAGACAGCUGAAAGGUAAAGGAAUGCUGAUAAUUAGGAAUUUAUAGGAUUUGGAGCAGUAUGUUUAAAUGUAUAACAUUUAGUACGUUAACGAGCGACCGACUGCUGUGACAACAUAUUCAUGUAUCAUUUAUGUAGAUAUGUACAUAUGUGCACACCUUACAAUAAUAUUGACUAGGAAGUAAUGUUAUUUAAUUCACAAGUUCAAAUUGUAUUUAAGUUGAUGACUUAAAAGAUAUUAAAAUCAAAAUGGAUUGAUAA
Messenger RNA from Ceratitis capitata (Mediterranean fruit fly), 1254 nucleotides. RefSeq lists its product as uncharacterized. Gene Ontology annotation, biological process: regulation of transcription by RNA polymerase II. Lineage: Eukaryota; Metazoa; Arthropoda; Insecta; Diptera; Tephritidae. The transcript is spliced from 3 exons. The coding region runs from base 140 to 982 and encodes 280 amino acids. The record is from RefSeq and is a predicted model, not a curated record. Gene Ontology annotation, cellular component: nucleus; transcription regulator complex.